Linum trigynum is the source of this 2614-nucleotide messenger RNA. The record is from the annotation of a GenBank genome assembly. NCBI's taxonomy places the organism in Eukaryota, Viridiplantae, Streptophyta, Magnoliopsida, Malpighiales, Linaceae.
AUCCCACUUCUCAUUGUGUUUCCCAGUAAAAUAUAAUUAAAAUUUAUUUAUUAUUUUAUUUAAUUAUUGACUGACACACCUGUACGAGAAUUCUAGGUCCGCCACUGCACAGGAGAAAAGGUCCAUUUUUUUACUUCCAAUCUAAGUUUACAGCAGAGGUCCUAACUAGAAGUAUGCAAGUGAAUAAGUGAUGAACAAAGACUGGUAUGGAACUUGAUGGUCAGCAUAAUUCGGCGGGAGAUAUGUAGCAAACUCAAGGUUGUCAACCCGCGGGUUUCCCUGACCCGGUCGAGAUAGUGGGUCAAGAGUUAACGGGUCACCCAUUUUAGCCCGGUUUAGCUGGAAAUAUGGAAAGAGUUAUUAUAUUAUACUUAUCUUGAUUAAUUAUAGGUUUAAUACACUUGUAUAUCCAAAACUUUCAUGGUUGUGCCAAUAAUAUCAAAAAAUCCAGAAAUACCACUUAUAUCCAUGUUUUAAAGUUGUUCUUUGCCAAAUCUAUCCACUUCCGUUAAAUACUUUGACGGCAUUAAUAAUUCCGUCAACAUAGCUGACGACAAGCUGAUUGUGCGCCAACUACGCCAAAGGUGACACAUAAGAAUUAAAAAAUAAUUAAAAAAAAAACCAAUCCCACAUAUACCCACUGACGACGAGCACGUUCAGUCCCCCUUUCUCCUUUUGUUUUUAGGGUUCGCCCCCUGGCGGCAACAGAACCUCCACCUGCUGACUGAACCUCCUCCCGACGAUUGAAGAUCCUCCCGCCGACUGAAUAUACUCCCUGGGAUUGAAGAUCCUCCCGCUGAGUGAAGAUUUCUGAUUCGUGGAUUUUGGCGAUUUGGCGACUCCUGAUAUUCUGGCGGAUUUGGCGAUUGGCGAUCGACGACCCAGAUUCACGUCAAAAGCUAUUUGCAGACCCAUCUUUCCAUUUGUCGUAGGCGAUUAGCUUUUUUGCCGAUUCUCGUCUCUGUCGAUGAAUUAAGUCGACGUCCCGCCAUGUCGAAGAGAUGUUAUUCUUCAACUUCGAUACAAGGUCAUGGGGUGGUAGUUUGCAAACACAUCGUGGCCUAUGUGGUUAAUACCUCUGGUACAGAACUGAAUCCAAGCAGGCAGUUCUAUGGGUGCCCAUAUUGGAAGAACGAGAAAAAGAACUAUGGUUUCUUUAGGUGGGUACAUGGGAUGGUUGAUGAAGUGGAAGAAAAAACCUCUACAAUUGGGAGUUCUCAGUUGAAGCUCGAGGAAAGUUUGCGGAUAGCUGAGUCGAAAGCGGAAAGGAGGAAGAAGGAGAAGAGAAUUUUGGUUGAAGAAUGUCAAGUUUGAUGAAGAUUCAAGAAGUUAUGCUAGCUGAAGGAAGGAGAGUGGCUCAUGAAAUCCGUCUCAUCCGAUAUCAUUUCACAGUUGUUGUUGUAGUGAAUUUCAUAUUGCUUGUUCUUUUGUGGCAGCACCAGUUUGUUAUGUAGAAGUAGUUGUCAUUGUACUAGGUUUGCUUCCAAUUGAAAGGUGAAUGAUGAAUGUGGAACAUGAAUCUGUUAUAAAAUGGCAUGAUGUUACUUAGUUGUUGUAGUUUAUGAGCUUCCAAUCUGAUAUGUUAAACAUAAGAUAGCCGAAGCCUGAGAUGCUAAAUAGUUGUUGUAGUUUAUGAUCUUCCAAAUAUGAGCUCCAAUCUGGGAUGCUAAAUAGUUGUUGUAUCUUUCUUACAAGCUAGUUGUUCAUUACAAUUUAGUCUAACCAUUCCGUUGCGGUCGAACCUCUUGCUCGUGGGCUGCCUUUCUUCUGUUUUUUUUUUUUUUGGUCUUCCAGGCAUACUUCUUUGUUUGGGUGGGUACACUGGAAUGCCCUCACCAGCAGGCCAAGCUUGUCUCCCUUCUAGACAUGGGAUUCCGUUCUUGUAAGCGUGCUCGGCGUUGUGCACAUAGUAAUUGGAAUGCACGUAGUUGUCCAAGUCCUUUCUCAAGUGGGAGAUCGCAGAGAUGGCAUGGCAGCAAGGAAUGCCACUCAACGACCAAUAACCACAUGUGCAAGAUCUAGUAGUUAGGUCGACAAUGUAACCUGCAACACCUAUCUUGACCUCACACUUAUCAUACAAAGUUUGUCUUGCAGUGCAUAACCUUGCCACCUCCUUUUCCUUCUCUGCCCAUUUUCUAAUUCUAGGGCAUAACAGAUCGGUUGUGUUCAACAACAUCUCAUACUUCACGACAACCCUAUCCAUCACAUACCCUCUAAUUCCCUCUAACAUGUCAAUGAUUCACAUUCCCCUAUACUUGACAAUCACCCCAUUCAAAGUUUCACAAAUAUUAGAUUCAACCGAGUCACACUUUGGAAAGCUAGACAAGAAUGCAUGACAAAAAGACCUAGAUUAUGCAUUCAUGAAAUCAGUGAAGGGGGUUGUACCAUGUUCCUCACCUUCAAUACAUUCCAUUUCGGUUGUGGCAUUCUUCCAAUCAACCUCAUUGCAAGAGUAGACUGUUUUCCAGAAAAGCUUUCUGACCCUAUUUGUCUUGUUCUUGACUUUCCAGUUAGCAUACAUGUGCCUUGCGGACUUACGAUGCUCGGCCUCGGGCAGCAGAUCAUGUAAUGCCUCCACUAACCCCUGCAAAAUAAACAAACUAUUAGAAAUUGU